AUUCCUCUUAAAACCUGCCACCGAAAUAAAUGAGUGAUGUUCUGCAAAAGCCUUCGAAGGAAGCACAGCAUGAGGCUCAUCUGAGGAGGAGUACAACCUUUACAACUAUUGAGGACAGCUGAAGAGAGAGUCACCGACACAGACAGAAUGACAUUUACUGCGCCUGUCAGAUGUCAGACAUGUUUGCCUGGUCAGACGUAUACAGAUGAGAAGAGCAACAGUAAUAUCUGGAGAAGACAUAAACUGAUAGAUGGAGAAUGUGCAAACAAUACACAGACAGUGCAGCUUUUGCUAUAAAAGAGAUGUGAGCACUUGAUCAAUAUAAGCACCACAUGGCAAAGGUAAAGCACGUUUAGAAUUCUCUGUAAUCCUCACCUCUGAAAUCCUUAAACUGCCAUUAAACACCUUAAAGCUCUCUCAGUCUUAUCAAGUUUGGAUCAAGGACAAAGACUGAACAUAAAUAAGAAGACCACCAAUGUUCAGUUCUGAUCACAGAUCAUGAACAACUGUCACAUCGACUUCAGCUCACAAAGAGAUCUUCUCCCUGGUCUCUAUGGUGCCAUCUUCUGCGUGGCAUUGCCCACAAACUGUCUGGCACUUUAUGGCCUAUACAAACUGCUUAAAGCAGAGGAUUCUCUUCCGGUAUAUGUGAUCAACCUUCUUUUAACAGAUAUCCUUCAGAUAGUCACGCUGCCUCUGUGGAUUGACUAUUACAAAAAUGGUCAUGUGUGGCGUUUUCAUGAAGUGACUUGUGACAUUUUUGGUGUGCUGCUGUACAUAAGUCUCUUAGGCAACGUUGGAUUUCUAAGCCUGAUUGCUGUGGAACGUUAUAUAGCUGUUGCUCAUCCUUUAUGGUAUAAGAAUUUCCGGAGGCUGUCUAACGCCUGUAUUCUAUGCUUGGCAUUGUGGGGUCUGUUCACAGGAAUCAGUCUUCUUGUCUGGUAUUUCAAAAGAGAAAACUCAAAAUAUCUCCUCUGCUUUGAAAAUUAUCCAGCAACAAAUACGUUCUCCAUUUUGUGUCUGAGUAUGUCCGUUUUCUUGUUCCCAUUGCCUCUUGCACUCCUCAUCUUUAUUUACAUUCGCAUUGAAAAGAGCUUAAGAAAUUUACAAUCAGUUCCAGAUGAAAGCAAGAAGAAAAUAAAAUACCUUCUCAUCACGAUAGUGCUAAUAUUUAUUUUGGUUUAUGGGCCCUUUUGUACCACAGCUUUAAUCAGAUUUGUUGGAUUAUUAAUCGUAUCUGACAAAUGUCAACAUGAGUCAAAAAUGUUUUAUGCUUAUAGAUGUACAUUUGCAUUGCUCAAUGUUACAAGUCUCUUGGAUCCAGUCUUCUACAUAUUAAUCUCCAAAGAUAUUUGUAAAGAGCUGAAAGAACUUUUCCCAUUCAUCUUUAGACAAAUUAGGCCAGUGGAUAGCAGUUCAGAAUGAAAGAGUCUAUUUGCUCCAUGAUGUUUACCCUUAAUUAUAUAAAUAAAUACUGUAGUAUUUAACCUAGAUAUGACUACAUCUAUGACUAGAUAUGUUUAGAUAUGUCAUAUGAUCCUGAAUAGAUUCUCUACGAUGGAUGGAUACUACAAUCUUCUCUAUCAUGGUAUAUUAUGUUUGCAGCCUAUUCAUAUUUGAGGAUGCAUGUAAGCAAUAACCUUUAUAGAAACCUAAUUCAGCCGGUGCCAAAGUGAGAUAUCUUUCAGUUCAACUGUGUAACAAACAUGCAAAGAUGGCCUUGUAAGUUUAUAAUAUAUUGUUUAAUGGAAGAUAGUAGGGUGCAAAGUGCUGCAAAUUAACCAGUAUACAUGGAACAAGAGACAAGAAUGGUGAAUAUUAGGGCUGAUUCGUACUAAGACAGAGAGAUUUGGUUUCAUGAUAACCUAUCAGGCAGAGCGGCUGGUCAACUUGUCUACCAUAUAAAAACACUUUAUUGCAAAGGAGAGCUGCACUCAUGCCCAGUUAUAUAUGCAGUAGUUUUUUAUAAAGAAAACAUAAUUUACUUUGGAUAGAAGUGUUGGUAGAUCUGGAGAAAUAACUCAGGACUAUAUCUGAGCAGAGCAACUAUAACAGAUAAUAAACUAUUACUAUAACUACAAGAGACGAGGAGAUUUUAUGGUGAAUAUUAGGCUGAUUAGUACUAAAACAGGGAGAUUUGGUUUCAUGAUAACCUAUACUGAAUGCUCAAUGUAUAAUUUUUUAAUACAGAGGAGACUUUGUCCAGUCGGCAGUAGUCAUCAGCCGAUAUUUCAUGGCCCUGUUUUGUCCUUGAAGGAAUGGCUUUCUUACUGCCACUCGCCCUGUCAAGUCUGCAGCACAAAGUCUCCUCCACAGUACAAACUAAGAUUUGCUUUUGUCGACCUGCUCUGUUAAGCUGUGCUUGAAGCUCUUGUGCUGUGAGAACCUUGUGAUCACGCCAGCCGGUGAACCUCACAAACCUGACUUCUGAUGGGGUUGCCAGAUCUUUUCAUAUGAGAGUUUCUUCCAGUUUCUUGCCAUCAUCACUACAAUAUUGUCCAGGUAGUACUUCAGAGGGUGUUGUUACAUAGCAUGUUUCUUUUCAAGUAAUCAACAGAAGUUGGGACACAUGUGCUAAUUGUUUGCUUCCACUUACAAGGCUUCAUUUACUUUAAUUGCUGCAAAACAUCUUUAGGUUGUAACCUACUAGUUGUUCCCUAAAGAUGGCUCAUUUCUGAUAUUUCCUUUUUUUCAGUUUUUGCUAAGUGAAACUUUAAAUUUAAACCUCUGGCAGUUUGCUGCUUACCUUUUCACCAUUUUAGGUCAUUCAUUGCAUUUCAUAUCUGAAGAAAAACUGGAAAAAUUGAGGUUUUCUAAACGUUUUGACCAGUAAUUUAUGUAUGGGAGACAAUUUCAGGGCUAAUCUCAUGACAAAUGUACUCUAAACCAGAGGCUGGUGUUGUUGCUUAAUGCCUUUUCUCUUCCUCCCUUUGUAAAAUGGAUGAUCGACGGACAUUAAACCUCUGACAUCACUUUUGACUUUUGGCCCCCUGAACCUGCCGUUUUUGUGUCAUGUUCCAAAAACUUGGCCCCACCACCAACUCUGAGGUAUUUGUAUGAAGCCUUUUCUCUGAUGAAGACAGAUCCGCAAAAUAUUGCACAUAUUUUUCGAAUAUGUAUUAUCCUCCAGUUAUACAGGGUUCACCUAUGUGCCCCAACCCUUUUUGACUUGUUAUCUCAUUGAUUUACCUAUAUAUAGGGUGGUCCAGAUCUAAUUAUGCAAUUUUCAUUG
Molecule: messenger RNA, 3232 nt
Organism: Polypterus senegalus (gray bichir)
Lineage: Eukaryota; Metazoa; Chordata; Cladistia; Polypteriformes; Polypteridae
Product: G-protein coupled receptor 4-like
Exons: 2
Coding region: 499-1425 (308 amino acids)
Biological process (GO): G protein-coupled receptor signaling pathway
Cellular component (GO): membrane
Molecular function (GO): G protein-coupled receptor activity
Source: RefSeq, a predicted model, not a curated record